AGUGGUGUGUUAUUUUGUUUUCGCAUGUUAUAACAGUUUCUGAUUCUUGGUUAUCGUUCGGCUUCAUUUUGUUCCAUAAGUCUACAAACAAAACAAAAAAAAAAAACUCGUCUGUUCUUUCUUUCAUACUGUUUUUUCGACCGCCGACCCGGUUAUCCGAUUUCAAUACAUUUUUUUUUUUUGAUAUAAAUUCAUUUUCAAUACAUGAAUCAAAAUCAAAAUAAUUAUGAUUUAACAACUAAUACAACCUGUGUGUUGAAAUUGUGUUCCAGUCAAUAUUAUUGUUUCUUUUACCGAAGAAAGAUUCAAUAACAUCAUUCAUUCGAUUGUUCGUGUCUUAUUUGGUCUUUUUUAUUUGUAUCUGUGAGUGCGUGUUUUUUGUGAUGCAAUAUAUUUAUUGUUCAAAGUGACAAACAGAUUUUAUUUGUUAAAAAAUCAAAAACGGAACUGAUUUUCCAGUCCUUAUUAUUUUUUUUCACACGUUCAAUUCGAAAUGGAUUUUCAAUCAAUGAUGGAAACUUUUGCUGAAGCAUGGGUAGCUGCCAACACUCAGACACCAUUAACGGAAGCAGCCGCUGCUGCGGCAGCUGCUGCUACUGACCAUGCCAAUCUGUUUAUGGGACUUGGCGCCGCAGCUACGAAUAAUAGUACUGGUAGUAGUGGAUCACCACUUAUUUCUGAUACGGAAUCACGUGGAAUCCGUUCAACAACCCUAUCAACACCUGCAUCAUCAGCCAAUAUUGCUCCACAAUCAUCAUCGGUGACGGCUUCAUCACCUGUGAAUCAAUCACCACCAGGGUUAAAUCUAUCAUCACUUCAUCAUCAUCAUCAUCACCUUCAUCAACAACAACAACAACAACAUCAUCAUCAUCAACAUCAACAUGGUACAUCGCCAACAACCACAGCAACGACAAUGACGACCUCGACAACAAAUCCAGAUACAUCGGCCGUAACAUGCGAUGAAUCAUUAACGGCUGCAUUUGGACAGGCUGCUGUUGCUGCAACACAUUUACUCGAUAUCAAGGAUGUAAUCGGCGCUGCUAAUGGGGGUAGUUGUGAUCAACAACUAAACGCUCGAAACACGUUACCCAUUCAUUGUAUAAUUGAACGAAUGAAUAGCACAAUAUCGACCAAUGGAUCAUCAUCGGGUCAACAACAUCAACAACAACAACAAGUAACCGGAUCUGGAUCUUGCCAUCAACAAUCAACUUCAUCAUCAUCAUCAACACCACCACCAUUAAAUGUUAAUAUUUCAAAUCAAUCGAAUACAAACGAUCUCUCUCAGAUGACCAAUCCAACAUCGACAACCACAACUAGCUUAUCUGUUUCCGCAUCCAAUACUUCAACAACGGCAGGAAACUUAUCGAAUUCAUCAACAUCAUCAUCAUCAUCAACACUUGCAGCCGGGACUAUAAUAGAACAGGAUACCUAUGCUAUUCUACCAUCAACCAUUCCAUAUGCGGAUAUAAUACGAGCCGUACUUACUAAACUGGGAUAUGCAUCACAAGAAAUGGUUGGCGCCAAAGCUUUCAUACAACUUCGUAAUUGGAAACCAUUAACAUUGGAUCAAAUAAGCGAUCUGGCCAACAACGAAAUCACGAUUGGCGAUCUAUUCGGUGAUAUCUGUUCAUUCAUCACAUUACGAAUUCGUCUAUUUAGGCCACGAAUGAGUGCUGCACACGAGCUUAAGGAUAAACUUCUUCAAGUGCUACUAGCACAUUCUUACAAUUUGCUGACCACCAAUAAUUCCGGAUCUUCCAUCGAUCAGCAAAUACUAUCUUCAUUGAUAAGAGGGCGUGAUCAACAACAACAACAACAGCAAGAAUUAAAUGAAGAUGCUCGCCGCCGAUUCGAUCAAUGGUAUCUGCAACAAGUAUUUAACCAGUAUCGACAAUUUGCAUUGGCAGCUCAACAGCAUUCAGUCUCGGUAUCUGGAUUACGAUCUGGAAAUCCUUCUCCAGGAGCUGCGUCAACUGCUGCUGCUAAUCAUCCAUUAUUUAUGGACAUAAAUAAUCUAGCCAAUGGAAAUGAUACAACAUUAGCGGCAGCGGCCGCUGCUGGUCUACAUCCUUCGCUGGCCGCUGCAGCUGCAGCAGCUGCCACUGCUGGAGUUCGUCCCUCAACCGUAAAUGGAAAUAUCGGUGGUCCUAGUGGCAAUAGCUGUUCUAGCCAGGAUAAACCCUUUGGACAUAGCAAGAAUAGUUCUGGAAAUCAAAAUUCCCAAUCAGGCCAUCACCAUUCAUCGGGCACCAGCUCUCGAACACGAAUCCGUACUUCAUUUGAUCCCGAAUUGGAACUUCCCAAAUUGCAUAAAUGGUUUGCAGAGAAUCGUCAUCCUUCUCGUAUUCAAGUACAAGAAUACGUAAACGAGCUUAAUUCGCUGGAAUCUCGAAAAGGUCGAAAACCAUUGGAUAUGAACAAUGUGGUGUAUUGGUUCAAGAAUGCCCGUGCUGCCCAUAAAAGAGCCGAAUUAAAAUUUGUUUCAAAUGAUUCGAAUUUAAGCAAUCAUUCGUUUGCAAAUGCAUUGGCUACAGAAUUUUUUCUCAAUGGUGGUAAUCACAGCCCAGGUAAAGCCAGUUCAGAUGCAAGCGUUAGUGGUAAAUGUAAUGACGAGCCCAUGUCAAAUACAUCUCGAAACGGCUCCAAUCUCGAUGAUUAUUAUAGCUUUGAUGAAGAUAAUGAUUCACAUGAAGAGACUCAGACACUUGAUUUGUCCAUUCGUAAUCCAUUAUGCAUGUCAACAAAAUUGUCCGAUAGUCCCCAUCAACCAUUAGAAGAUAAAAUGCCUGAUGAUGGUGAUGAUUGUGAUGAUUUCAAAUUUGUCGACGACCUAAAACGCCAUGAUUUGAACGACAUUAGUGAUUUACGACUAGAACCGGAUGUACAACUUAAAAUAGAACCUCGCGAAUAUGGUGGUAGUGCUGUAAGCGGUAACGGUAGUGACUGUAAUUCAAUCGACGACGAAAGCGAUGAUGAUACUGAAGCGACACACAAUAAUAAUAAUUGUGGACAUAAUAAUUCAAUGACAUCGCAUAGUUUAGCCAGUUCGUUUUCAGCCCUCAAUCACAAUAACAAUAGCGGCAAUUCAUCACAUAAUCCAGAAAGUCCUGAAGGGCGUAGAACUCGAAGAAGUCGUACUUUCAUUGAUCCAAUGUCUGAGGUUCCCAGACUAGAAAGCUGGUUCAUGAGCAAUACACAUCCAGCUCAUAGUCAAAUCGUACGAUACACAGACGAAUUGAAUAAAAUGCCUUAUAGACAAAAAUUCCCAAAACUUGAGCCAAAAAACAUUCAAUUCUGGUUCAAGAAUCGACGGGCUAAAUUUAAACGAACAUCGGGUAUGAAUACCUUAACCAUGAAUCUGUCAACGAAUUCGGCAGUUGUAACAUCAUCGGCUGCCUCUAAUGCAUCUGGUACAAGUCCAUCACUUUCUAAUGCAUCAAUUCAUAAUUCAUCUGCAUUGAAUAUCGAACGUUUGAUCAAUGCUCAUUGAUUUUAAUGAUGACAAAUACAUGAUAAUGCUGCUGUCAUGAUCGUUGCAGAUUGUUUGCAUCUACAAUUCAUUCAAUGACAUCAAUGAUAGAAUCGUUGCUUUCUAUUCAGAUUUUAAUUCCUUCCGAAUCCACUUAUUGUUUCACUCUGAUAUUUGCACGAUCAGCGCUGCUGAUUUUAAUUUUUUUUCACCAAACAGGGUUUUGCACUAAUCAUCAUCACAAAUACCAAAUACUGUCAUCGUACAUUGUUGUCCACCAAAAAAAAAAAAAUUGUUUUCAUUCUCAUUAAUACUAAGCUUUAUUUCAUUAUCUAUUUUGUAACAAAUAGCAAAAAAAGUGAUUGUGUAUUUGAAAAAUAAUUGUCAUCACAAAUUGAUAAAAAUCAUUCACUGAAUACAUUCCCCUCAUUUGACUUUUGAAACUAUACAUUAUGAACCAAAAAAUAAUUUUUCAAUUCACUUAUACAAUACACACACACACACAUCACUCAAAUAUAUCAAAAUAACUUGAUCAAUAACAUAUCCUUAUUACCUGAAAAUUAUUAUUUCCACAAUUUUUUUUAACACAUACACACACACACAAUUUACACCCAAGUAAAAUAUGAAUGUCCUGUUUUUUCUAUUUUUUAAUUAUUUAUUAAAUUAUUAUAUCAUUACUAUAGUAUCAGCAUUAUUCACACACACACACACACACAAUUCUUCUUAUUGAUCAUUUUGAAAACGUUGACAUUCAAUGCAAGUUGUCCCGUUAUUCUAUUUGAUUAAUAAUAUAUGAUAAUUAGAUUAAAAUUACCGAAUCUUUACUUAAUAUUCAAUUUUGAUUAUAUUUUGUAUAUUUUACACACACACACACACGCAUACACUAGUCCUCUAUUUUGGAAAUACAAACAAAAUGACAACAAAUCGAUACAUCAAUGAAUUCUGUAUCAAUUCAUCAUUUGUAAAUAAUAUUCAACAUCUUGAAUAUUGAUCUUCGAUCUUUUAUCUGAUUUAAACCAACUACCAAGUUCUUUAGAUUCUUACAAAUGGCAAUCUCAGAUAACUCACCUUUUCAAGAUAAAUUGUGAUUCCAACAUGUCCAAAAAGUACACUUUUACAACAAACAACAACAAAAAAACGCAAACACUUAUAUAGAUGUAUUGAUUCAUGAUUUUGAUGAUCAUAAUGUUGCAUAGUUGACACAUGAUAUCACUUACCAUUUAUUUUACUUUUAGGUCUGAAUUUUCACUUUUAGAAUGUUGCAAUUUGCACAAUUGUUGAGCUCUUGCUCUGUCCCUAUAUUUAUCUUCGUCUUAUCCUUAAUCAUUAAUACAUACUUAUCAAUUCGUAUUCACGAUGAAUGCAAUUUUCAUGACGAUAUUCUCUUUUUUUUGUAAGUUUCAAUCAUAAUGGUCAAAUAAAUUUAAGGC
Dermatophagoides farinae (American house dust mite) is the source of this 4899-nucleotide messenger RNA. RefSeq names its product SATB1_N and homeodomain domain-containing protein dve (gene dve). Gene Ontology annotation, molecular function: DNA-binding transcription factor activity, RNA polymerase II-specific; RNA polymerase II cis-regulatory region sequence-specific DNA binding. NCBI's taxonomy places the organism in Eukaryota, Metazoa, Arthropoda, Arachnida, Sarcoptiformes, Pyroglyphidae. The record is from RefSeq and is a predicted model, not a curated record. Gene Ontology annotation, biological process: regulation of transcription by RNA polymerase II; chromatin remodeling.